UACAAUCCGUGUCUGUACAUCGAGUCUGCUACGGAACACAAUUUCAAGCGCAUCCUCUGUACGUAACUUCGUCGUCUUCAAAUACAUCCGCUGACAACAUGCAGAAGAACAUGCAGAAGAACAUGUUCAACCAAACCCUCGAGGACAUCUUAGAGAAGAACCUUCCAGAGAAAGAAUUGUCCGAAGUUAAGCGCCUUCUAUACGGCCGUGAAUUACAGUGCUUGGACCUUCCACAAUGGACCGGAAAGACGGAAUUGGACGUGAAAGGGUACGUGAUGAGCGGUGGAGUGACAGAACAAUUGCGCCCUCCGAGUAUUGUCCGAGUUGGAAUAAUUCAACACGCGAUUGUUUCACCAACCACUGACCCUCUACAGAAACAAAGGAACAUGCUUCACCAGAAAAUCCAAAAAUACGUCGACUAUGCUGCUGCCUGCGGAGUUAAUGUACUUUGCCUCCAGGAAGCCUGGGCUAUGCCAUUCAUUUUCUGCACAAGAGAAAAAUACCCCUGGUGCGAGUUUGCCGAGGAAGUUGGAACCGGUCCAACAACGGUAUUAAUGUCAGAGCUUGCCCAACGUCAUGGCAUGGUCAUUAUUUCUCCGAUUUUGGAGAGAGACGUCGAGAAUGGUGAAACCAUGUGGAACACGUCAGUGGUGAUCGGCCCGGACGGAAAAGUAAUUGGAAAGCAGAGGAAAAACCACAUUCCACGCGUAGGCGACUUCAACGAAUCCACUUAUUAUAUGGAGGGCAACACUGGACACCAAGUCUUCGACACUUGCUUCGGUCGCAUCGGUAUCAACAUCUGUUACGGACGCCACCAUCCACAAAACUGGAUGAUGUACGGUCUGAAUGGUGCCGAGAUUGUAUUCAAUCCAUCGGCAACCACCAGCCACACAUCCGAGCCGCUGUGGUCCAUUGAAGCCAGAAAUGCCGCCAUUGCCAAUAGUUACUACACUUGCGCUAUCAACCGUGUAGGAACAGAAAUAUUCCCCAAUGAAUUCACAUCUGGAGAUGGUGCACCAGCACACCACGACUUUGGACACUUCUAUGGAUCCAGCUAUAUCACUGCUCCCGAUGGCACCAGGACACCUGGUUUGAGCCGCAGCAAAGACGGUCUCCUUGUCUGCGAAAUGGAUUUGAAUCUCUGUCGUCAGAUGAAAGAUAUGUGGUGUCUCAGAAUGACUCAAAGACUGGACAUGUACGCCAAAGAACUUUCCGAUUAUGUGGAGAAGAACAUGAACUUAAACGACACCACCAAAUAAGUUCAUCCAUAUUAUGGAAAGCCUUACUAAAGGCUGUUCAAACGAGCUCUGUUUUUGAUGCUCUAAGCAACAAAAAAAUAUGUAAAAAAUAUAUACAUAUAUUUUUUAUAAUACAGU
This is a messenger RNA of Megalopta genalis, 1376 nucleotides long. RefSeq names its product beta-ureidopropionase pyd3 (gene pyd3). The record is from RefSeq and is a predicted model, not a curated record. Gene Ontology annotation, molecular function: beta-ureidopropionase activity. Lineage: Eukaryota; Metazoa; Arthropoda; Insecta; Hymenoptera; Halictidae.